Messenger RNA from Anopheles cruzii, 2443 nucleotides. It is a transcript of the gene Fcp1, whose product is annotated as RNA polymerase II subunit A C-terminal domain phosphatase. The coding region runs from base 1 to 2433 and encodes 810 amino acids. NCBI's taxonomy places the organism in Eukaryota, Metazoa, Arthropoda, Insecta, Diptera, Culicidae. The transcript is spliced from 4 exons. Gene Ontology annotation, cellular component: nucleus. The record is from RefSeq and is a predicted model, not a curated record. Gene Ontology annotation, molecular function: RNA polymerase II CTD heptapeptide repeat phosphatase activity.
AUGGCCGAUCCAAAUCAAAACAUCAUUUGCGUUCCGGACGAUUGUGCGAUAAAAAUCAACAAAUGGAAAGUGCGUGAGGGCUUUCCAGUGACUAGAGGCAGCAUCAUACUGUUUUACGAGCUGCCUGAUAGUAGUGACAAGGAAGUGAAGCGACUAAAGGCAACAAAAAGCGGCGUCGUCAAGAAACGGCUGGCGCGAGAAGGCGAAACCGUAACACAAGGAAAGCCGGUAUUGGCGCUGGGUCAAUGCAACCAUACGACGGUCAUCAAGGACAUGUGUGCCGACUGUGGGGCCGAUCUACGCCAAGAUGAACCAGGCGCCAAUUGCUCGAAAGCUUCGGUGCCGAUGGUCCAUUCGGUGCCUGAACUGAAGGUGACGGAAACAUUAGCAAAAAAGCUAGGUCAGGCGGACACCCAGCGACUGCUAAAUGACCGAAAACUUGUUCUGUUAGUUGAUCUCGACCAAACGCUCAUCCACACUACCAAUGAUAAUGUGCCAAACAAUUUAAAAGAUGUUUACCAUUUUCAACUAUAUGGUCCCAACUCACCGUGGUAUCAUACGAGGCUGCGACCUGGUGCGCUGGAGUUUCUAGCUAAAAUGCAUCCAUACUACGAGCUACACAUUUGCACAUUUGGUGCGCGGAAUUACGCCCACAUGAUAGCGCAGUUUCUAGAUAAAGACGGGCGUUUCUUUUCUCACCGAAUCCUUUCUCGCGACGAGUGCUUUAAUGCAACCAGCAAAACUGAUAAUUUAAAGGCACUGUUUCCGUGCGGUGAUUCGAUGGUGUGCAUCAUCGACGAUCGUGAGGACGUAUGGAACAUGGCAUCCAACCUGAUCCAGGUGAAGCCAUACCACUUCUUUCAGCACACGGGCGACAUCAACGCGCCACCUGGUAUGUCGAAAAACGAACUCGAUGGGAAAGGUGUUGAUUUUAAGGAGCUUAUGAAUCAGACACGGAAAGAUAAGAAGGUGAAUGAUGUUGAAGACAAUACCCGGCCACCUACUCCGAAGAUAAAGGCAGAUGAAGGUACCAGACACAAACGGGAAGAAAAUAAGGUUGAAACGGUGACGGAGAGUACAGCUAAUUCAGGCGACAGUGAGAAUAUGUGCAUUUUGAAUAAGGUGCACGAUUCGCCGAACAGUGUAAAUGCAGAAACCCCUAACACUUAUAACGAAGACAGCAAAUCAGAGGCAAUAGUUAAAGAGGCUUUUAAAGAGGAUCAGAAAACUCCAUCACAAACUUCGGAAAACAUGAGCUACACGUUGAUGAAGAAAUGUUCUAAAAACCAGGAUGAAGAACAUUCAACGCAAGAAGAAAUUGAUAAUCCUGAAGACGAAGCAACAGAGACGGAAAAUCUUGAAAAAGUAGAUGGAGAAUGUUCGACCCAAACAAGCGUUAAUGAAGGGAGUGGAGCGCACAACGUGAACGAACUUAUCGAAAUUGAGGAUCCCGACGACUAUUUGCUAUACUUGGAGCAUAUACUGCUUAAGAUACACGGAACAUUCUACGCAAAGUACAAUAGCUCGAAAACGAUCCCCGAUCUGAAGCAGCUCAUCCCGUCGGUGAAGGCAAACGUAUUGGUCAACACAAGGCUAUGCUUUUCCGGUCUGAUACCUAACAACGUGAAGCUUGAACAAAGCAAGGCAUAUCAAAUAGCACGAAGCCUGGGCGCGGUCGUUACCCAAAAUUUAGAAACAACGACCACCCACCUAGUAGCAGUUACGAUCGGUACCUCGAAGGUAAUCAAUGCACGCAAGAACGCGGAGAUAAAAAUAGUCACUCCAGAGUGGUUGUGGACGUGUGCUGAGCGAUGGGAACACGUAGAAGAGCUGUUAUACCCUCUAAAGACUUCAAACCCUGCUAAAAUGCGUCAACCACCUCCGCACUGUCACAGUCCUGAACAUUCGGUCAAUUACGAUGGGAGGAGGAAGUCUCGCGACGAACCAAAAUUCAUGGAUACGGUCAACCCGCUGCUUAGCUUUUCGAACGAUGAUCUCGAUGCAAUGAAUAACGAUUUUGAAGAUUUUUUCGAAUCGAACGACAGCUCUAGCGACGAUGAGCCAGUUGACAUUGAAAAUCCGCCAAUGGAAAAAGCGCUACGUAAGCGGCGAAGGGUUGAGGAAAUCAACGCGAGCCAUGGUCGGCAUAACAUUUUUAGGAAGCUCGCGGAAGAAGAUGAAAACCGAAGAUGUGUACUAAAAUACGACAAUGUGGACAACGACGAAAACAGCCAGACAAACGCUUCGGAUGAUGAAGAUGACGACGAUGAAAGCCCAAGUGCUAGAUUUCGGCGUGGCGGUGACCUACCAUCCGAUCUGGAUAUGGGUUCAAAUAGCGAAGGUAGCAAUGAACCGAUCGACGACGUUGACGAUGGCGAUUGGAAUAUGAUGGGUGCAGCAUUAGAGAGGGAAUUCCUGGGACUAGACGAUUAGUUUUAGGAAU